Molecule: messenger RNA, 1506 nt
Organism: Suillus clintonianus
Lineage: Eukaryota; Fungi; Basidiomycota; Agaricomycetes; Boletales; Suillaceae
Exons: 4
Coding region: 113-1294 (393 amino acids)
Source: RefSeq, a predicted model, not a curated record
UGCGCCAGCUUGACGACCAAACGGUUCGUGUAUAGCCUCACGAGCUUGAAGCCACUCAUCCGUAAUACUUACUGAAUCAUAUCUUCAAAAGCUCAAAAAGCUCAAUUUCAAGAUGAUAAAACUCAAAAAAUCUGAUGCUCCAAAUGGCACUGCUGUUGAAGCUACAUCUCAUCAGGACAAUGACCAAGACAUGGCCGACAACUUCGCAUCCAACCUUCCCAUGCCUGAAGAUGGGCCUCCAGACACAGCGUCCUCGCAGCCCGAAAAUUCCAAUGCUUCUGGAUCUGGUCUCAUCAAACCAGAGCCAGAAAGCACGAAAAUCGCCGUGGUUAUCAAGUCAGAACAAGGAGAUCUGAACAGCCAUGUUACGUUCGUGAAGAGUGAAGACGGCAAAUUCGAUAUCUGGAAUCUUGAGCACCUUCAACUCGGACCUCCAGUUGUCGUGGAACACAGGUUCCAUGUUGGAUUUAAGCGCGCUGUAAUCAGCAACGCUCUUGGCGGAGGUCACCAAAAUACGUUCGUCAACUGGCAAGGUCGUAACAAAACGGAUAAAUAUCCCUACAUGGCGCUGAAGCGUUCCUGGAAUCCGCACCUCCCACUUGUUCCGGGAGAGCACGGUGUUGUGUUUACUGGCGUGAAACGUUUCAAUGAUGGCACGCUCGUUACUGGAUCAGUCGACCUUGUCGUGUCUGGGAAGGCGAACGAAUGGAUAUAUUUUGGUUCAUAUGAAACCUCCCGUGCGGGCGAAAUUACACCGCACCAGCUUGACCUGCUCCCUCCUCUGGUCGUGCGAAGUUGGGUGGAUGGGACCCUGAAGACCCUGUGGGGAAGGAAUUGGGUCGAAAGAACGAACGCCGAGCUUGUAGACAAGGGAGGUGAAAUUCGCCUCGUCGAGUUUACGAAAGACGGUCUUCGAGAGGCACUCAACGAUGGACGACUUGUGAUUGGCUUCACCGUCAUGAGAUGUGUUGGAUUUCGUGCGGAGUGGCUCGAUCAGUUCUUGCAUUACCAAGGGCAUCCGAAGCCGCCGACACAGCAAAGGAAGAGGAAGAAAGCGAGCUCGCCGGGAGCUAAGAAACCCUCUGCGAAAAGGGUCAAGGGGAUUACGCACCAGAAAGAAGAGUCGUCCGAAAGUGAAAGUGACGAGGAACUGCAACUCACACCGCCCGGCAGUGACGAAGACGAGUUUUCUGACGUGGAGGACGGAAUGAAAGCGCGCUUGGGUUCAGCCUCGCCGGGUGCAAGGAAGAGUGUCCGCAUUUCUGCAAAAUCAGUUGGGGCAGCAAGUCUAUAGCUAAGUUCUAGUCGCCGGACCGUGUUGUCUCUGACUUGAGAAGUCUGCAACUGCUUGAGUUCGAACAAUGAUUGAUACAUAGUGGAACACCUUACCGUACUAUAUCUUCACAGAUCUACAUAUGCAUUAGAUACUUGCGAAUUGCGCAUGAAUAAUCUUUAGCCAGGAUGGUCACGUGGCAAUCAGCGAACUUGGGGCGGCAAUUAUCCGAC